AAUCAGGCGUAGCAUUUGUGAGGAAUAGAAAAGGUUCGAGCGGCUUUGAACUCAACACAUCGUCCAGGGUCUGCCAGUGAUGCACUUCAAAGUCCCGCAGACGGACGCCUAUUUAACGCUUGUGUUAUUUUCACUUUUUUUAAUUUUAAAUUUUUUUAGUGCCGAGAUUGAGCGUUUCCUUACAGUUUACUCAACAUAUAACUCGGCGAAUUAUUUUAGGAUCUACUUUUCAUCACAAUUUGCUUUUAAAAGCCGAGCUUUUUAUCUGCUGCUGGUGUAGUCUGGACGUUUGAAGGCAUGGACGCACACGCCGCCCCGCAGACAGAGCGCUCGUCCCCAGCGAGAAGCUAGCCAGGCCUCGCUAAGAUCGUCUUUACGACCUCCGAGUGCUCCCUGCCCCUCGUGGAUCCUCCAUCAGCUCAAGCUCCUCUCAAGUUUGGAACCAACAUGGGGGAGAGACGGGGGCGCUCCUUCCACAUGACGUGCCACCUACAACGGGAUUACGGCAGCAGGCUGGGAGGGCCCUUCGCCCGAAAAGGCCCCAACGGGUGUGCCGGAACCAGCCUCACCCUCAGCCUGAACCCGGAGACGGACGCUGACACUUCUCCGUCUGUGGCCGCUGACAGCGAGGCCCCCGCGGUCAACAGGGACCACUACUCUCCUGUUUCACUGGAACUGGACCCCGCGGCGGUGAAUAAUGGAUCAGGCCUCCCCCACUGUCCGAUGGAGAAGGACCCGGCCUUGCAGAUCGCACACGGCCAGCUCCCCGUCACUUCGGCGCCGCUCCCGCCUCUGCCGCGUUCCAGCUGGCUGCAUCGCCACCAAAAGCAGUUCCAGCGGCCGUACGUCAAGACGAGCAUGCAGGGCGAUGUUUAUAACUUCCUCGAGAGACCUGCUGGACUCAAAUGUUUCCUCUACCACUUCCUUGUCUUUCUCAUGGUCCUGGUGUGUCUCAUCUUCAGUGUUCUGUCCACAAUCGAGCAGUAUGCAGACUUUGCCACCGGGUCGCUAUUCUGGAUGGAAAUCGUGCUGGUGCUGUUCUUCGGCAGCGAGUACGUGGUGCGGCUGUGGUCCGCCGGCUGUCGCAGCAAAUAUGCCGGCGUCAGAGGACGCCUCCGCUUCAUCAGGAAGCCCAUUUCAAUCAUAGACAUGAUUGUGGUCAUCGCCUCCAUCAUUGUGCUCGCUGUGGGCUCCAACGGCCAGGUUUUCGCCACAUCGGCUAUCAGGGGCAUCCGCUUCCUGCAAAUCCUGCGCAUGCUACAUGUGGACAGACAGGGUGGAACGUGGAGACUCCUGGGGUCUGUGGUCUUCAUCCAUCGGCAGGAGCUGAUCACCACCUUGUAUAUCGGCUUCCUGGGCCUGAUCUUCUCAUCCUACUUUGUCUACCUGGCGGAGAAGGAUGCCGUGGACGAGGAGGGCAAGACGGGCUUCUCCAGCUAUGCUGAUGCCCUGUGGUGGGGUGUGGUGACUGUGACCACAAUAGGCUAUGGAGACAAGAUUCCUCAAACGUGGAUCGGCAAGGCCAUCGCCUCCUGUUUCAGCGUCUUUGCUAUCUCCUUCUUUGCUCUGCCGGCUGGUAUCCUGGGAUCAGGGUUCGCCCUGAAGGUCCAGCAGAAGCAGAGACAAAAGCACUUCAAUAGACAAAUCCCUGCCGCAGCCUCUCUCAUCCAGACGCUUUGGCGGUGCUAUGCAGCGGAGAAACCCAAGGGCUGUGCGGCGACGUGGAAAAUGUACUUCCUGACACCCGUCGCCACGGUGGAAUCGGACAACUCCAGCCCCACCAUCAGGAAGUUGAACUUAUCGAAAAAGGGCCCCAAGAGGAGGCUGAAGUCUAUGCGAGGUAAUGGCUCCAUCGGCUUGUCGUCGGAGAGGGCCGUGUCCAUCCCUCAAAUCACCUACGAUCAUAUUAACGACUCCGUGGAGAAGAAUGACGUCUCCUUCUUCAUGGAAGAGCCGAGUGGCACCGUGGAAGGAAUAACCAGGAUGUUCCAGCAAACAGGGCCCUGUCAUCAUUCUUGGUCGUCUUUCACUCUGAGCUGCCCUUCCUCUCCAGUGAAGAGGAGGCACGGCGACAGCAUGUCCAUCGCCAUCACCCGUGCUAGCAGCCUUACUGACGAACUGGACUGCAUGUGUGAGGAUAUUCCUCUCACUGUGGUGAUGGACAACACUCAGUUGUCUCACGCCCAGAGGUCUGCAGUGAAAGUCUUGCGUCGCAUGCAGUACUUUGUUGCCCGCAAAAAGUUUCAGCAAGCCCGUAAGCCCUACGAUGUGCGAGAUGUGAUCGAGCAGUACUCGCAAGGCCAUCUCAACAUGAUGGUGCGCAUCAAGGAGCUGCAGAGAAGGCUGGACGGCACACUGGGAAAGCCCGGAAUGUUCCUGCCAGGUAAAGGGGAAGAUAAAGAAUUCCCGACAAUCGGAGCGCGACUGAUCCGGCUGGAAGAUAAGGUAAAGUCUACCAGAUGGACCAGAAAAUUGACUCGGUUCUCCAGAUCCUCACUGAGCAGUUCCCGCCCAAGCCCGAGCUGGCGUCCAGGCCCUCCAUCCGCGGGGUGACCAUCCAGAAGCUUAUGGGUGAUAGCAUCGACGAGGGGCCCUAAAGGGGCCUCUUUAUGAGUUUUGUCAUUGACUUAUGAACACUUCAGAACCUGAAACACAAAAAGGAGAUAUCAAGGGCAGGAAUCACGGUGUGGAGAGAAAGACAAACUACCGCAAACCCCUUUUGGGCUCUUAUCUUACCAUCUAAAUCCCGUUACAUUCCGUGGCACCUUCCAAAGCCGUGACCCCCUCUGCCAUUUAUUUUCAUGAAGGGAAUUUAUGUGUGCCCGCUCUUCUCUUCCUGAUAUUAUUCCGAAGCUAACGAGCAAGCAAUCAAAGCACUGACAUUCCACAAAUGGGAGUCCAUGCUGCGGCGCAGGCAUUCCACAAAUCAUUGUAUUUAUCUUGGCACCGUCCCGUACACACACACACACACGCACACACCCACACAGCCAUCUAGAUUUAGACUGUGUUUGUUAGACUUGAUCGACUAACAGGGAGGAGGAUUUCGUUCAGCCCACGCUAUCGUGUCCUGUUUGGAAAUAUUACUUGCGCUGAAGCAAAUUAACAAAAAAAAAAAAAAAAAAAAAAAAUGGCCGCAGUAUAGACGGACCUCUUGGCAGAGGUCUGUUUGCUUGGGGACUGUCCAAAUGUCCAUCAAUCAUCUUCAAGCAGCACCAUUGGGAAUCUUUUUUACAUCCUCCAGGAAACCGCUUUAAAAGGCUUUUUGAAGUUUCACUGAAACUUGAAUAACUUUGGUCCAAAAAGGGAACAAGAAUUCAGUAUACAAACAAAAACAGGGUGCGACGACUUACACAAAAGGCCAUUUGUGCCGCAAUGUGCUAUCAUAUAAAUAAAGGGGUGUUAAAACUGCUUGCAAGAUUUGAAAGGAUCCUCACGCUAACGUUUAAAUGUAAUUCUCCAACGUGGCCAUUCAUUAUGGCAUGCGGUUAUGAAAGUGUGAUGUUGUGAUAAAUAGUCACAGAGAACACUAUCCAGCUUCAAGAAAAUAGCAGCACUAGCAAUGCCAAGCUAGCGUUAGCACUGUCAACAAGCCGGCGUUAGCCACGGCUGCUACAUUGGUAGCAUGACUUACUCGUAAUGGAUUGUUAUGAUAACGCUAAAUGUUUGAAGGUUUUUUGGGGAAUGUACUGUCAAUUAAAAAUUUAAAAAGAGGUGACAUUUACCUGUCGAGGAGAUAAGUUGCUAAUUCCACGUUGCUUCUGAGUCCUCUGCUGCCUGAGGUCUCUCCGUUCUGCUUCUGUUUGCUAGUCUCACUCCUCUUUUUUUGGGUAAACAAGAGCGUGGCACUGAAAAAAAAUUGAAUUGGGAGGUGAAUAUUCACGGACAUGUGACUCUCUCUCUCUCUCUCUCUCUCUCUCUCUCUCUCUCUCUCUCUCUCUCGCUCUCGCUCUCUCUCUCUGUUAUUAAGUGAUAACCGCCACCUAGCACGAUAGAAAAAAGACAGAACGACUAAAACUAAUCUAGUCAACCAGCAGGGGACAGAAGAGGAAGAGGAAAUCUCAGCCAAGUUCGAGCGGCCUAGUGUGCGUACCCCCCUGAUGCUUGGCAUCAGCUGAUCUUAGUCCAUGUUUUCAAAGUUUUUGUGUGUUUUCUUUGGCUUUUUCUUUGUGUGUCGGGCUAAAAAUACAGUACUCAUCAAAAGUAAUGUUCACUUCAUUGUUUUUUUUUGCGUUACUAUUCACAACUCUUAAUUGUCGAACUUAUUUUGACGGUCUGCUAAAGUGUUACUUAAUGUAUUACCUGUACAGUAUUUAAAAGUUUCAUGAACGUCCUCUCAGAUUCGGUUUGGUUUGGGAGGGUCCGCCAUGCUGCAACUGUAGCUCGGCCUCAUUUAUUUAUAACCCACACAACAGAGGUGGGCAAUACAUUUCUUUUUCUGCGCUAGCACAUCUUUUCACCAUGUUGCUGUGGUUAAAUGAACAAUUAGUAUAAAUAACAGUAAACCCCAGUUAAUCUGGCAAAGGGACCAAAAGAAAAAAAACAAGUCAUUGGGUAAAUGUGUAUAUUACCUUUAUUAAAAGUACAAAUCCUAAACAUACCGCAUACUAUGAUCAUUUCAAACUCCUUUUACAUUACCCUUGAAAACAAAUGGCUAAUGGAUCAUUUUCUUUUGCUUUUAAAUAGUUCCUUAGCGGAGCAAAAACAACCGAUCGAGGCAAGCGUCAAAGUCUCUUAUAAUUUCUGAUACCAACCCAGGCUAAACUUGCCUCCUCAAUUGCAUGCAAAUAUAUGAUCCCACAACACUUUAAUAUCAUUUCAAACUCAUCUUUUGAAAUUACUCUUCAAAAUAAUGUGUACAUGCAUACGCUGCGAAGACUCUCCAUAAAUUCUACUAACAAAAAAAAAAAUUUAAAAAUUAAUUAACAAAAAAAAUAAAUUUGGGUCCUCCCUGACAUACAAAGCUUGUCUGUCAGUUGAGAUCUAUCACUCCAACGUACUUCCUUGACACCAAUUACUACUUACCUAAUACUCAGGGCUUUGGCGCCAUUUUGUGGCAUCUUGGGGUGUUAGUGAACGAACAAAAAACGUAAAUUGUUGAAUCUUUCAGAGAAUAGCUCACAAUAGGUUCCACAUUUUAAAAAAAAAAUGGUUGUGUGAAUUUGUGAAUAGCAAACCGCGAAUAGGUGGGCGUUUACUAUGUUAUUAUAUUUAUCUCCUUGCUUGUUUUAAAAAAUGCGUAAAAAAAAUUCAAUAAAAAUAAUCUGACCCUCUUGUCCACUUUCCUGUACAACUUUGUAAGACAUGUAAAUAGAAACAUUGCCUUAUUACACUGUAUUUAUUAUCAUGUGGAAACAUCAGUGCUGGAACUGGAGUCUGCCUGCUUCUUGCGAACGAUGAAAAACACGAGAGCGAGGCUCCAGUGCCGCAGAUGGAUGGAAAUGAUUGUAAAUGAUACUCACGCACACCCUCUGCACUGUAAAUAAUAAAAAGGAAAGGGGAAAAAACGGUCCAUUUCAUUACACGCUGGCCUGCUCUCUUAGCGUCGGGGGGGAUCUCCUCAUCCUCUCCUUAAUUUGCUUCCAUGCGGGAGGUGAAACUUGGCGUGGUUUUCAUUUGAAUCGAAUCAAGCCCAACGUUGUGCUAAAUUUCCUGUCGCACAGCAAUCCCAACAAAAGGGGAAAAAGAACACUUCCCCUGAGCCUACUUGGAACUUCCAAUAUUCCAUAACCCCCACCCCCCUCCCUUCAUUUUUUUGUCUCAUAUUACCAGUCCGACUCCAUUAUAAAUGCCUUCAAAGGCCAAAGACAACUGGGGAUGUCCCAAGAUCAGCAUGGAGGCGUGGCGAGGGGAAGGACGGAGGGUCAUCCCUGGAGAUCGUGGAGGAAGAGGUGAGGCGGGAGCAAGACACGAUAC
This is a messenger RNA of Phycodurus eques (leafy seadragon), 5913 nucleotides long. It is a transcript of the gene kcnq1.2, whose product is annotated as potassium voltage-gated channel, KQT-like subfamily, member 1.2. Gene Ontology annotation, biological process: potassium ion transport; transmembrane transport. The record is from RefSeq and is a predicted model, not a curated record. The transcript has 19 exons. Gene Ontology annotation, cellular component: membrane. Gene Ontology annotation, molecular function: voltage-gated potassium channel activity. The coding region runs from base 448 to 2553 and encodes 701 amino acids. NCBI's taxonomy places the organism in Eukaryota, Metazoa, Chordata, Actinopteri, Syngnathiformes, Syngnathidae.